AUGGUUGCGAUUUGGUCUUCUUACAAGGUUAUUGAAAACCGCCAAAAAGAAUAUAAUGAAAACGAGGCAAUGAUAAUGGAGGAAGAAGCAGACGAUGCCGACGAAUCAAAUGUUUAUAUGAAGAAAAAAAGACGCACAUUUUUAGACACGUUACUUUACAACUGGCAUCGAGGUAAACUGACAACAGAAGAAAUACAGGAAGAAGUUGAUACAUUCAUGUUUGAGGGACAUGAUACAACAUCAGUUGGUAUGAUGUGGGCGCUUUACAUGAUUGUUUCUCAUCCUGAAGUUUACAAAAAAGUUAACAAGGAAAUCGAUGAUGUUUUUGCUUUUGAAGCAGAUGAAACAGAAUCAAAAUCUCACGUGUAUUUAUAUUCCAAAUAUACUAAUAACUUAUUUUUCUUUUCUUUUUUCUUCUGCUUGUUUCAUUCACUAACUUUUAAGGCAGUCCGUUUUCCCAGUGUAUAUUUUUUUUCAAAUGCAGUACGGCGUCUCAUUUUAACACCUGUGAUAGACCUUACCGAUCAUCCUCUUUUGACUCAUUUCCAGUUUAAAAAACCUUUUGAAACAUUUUAG
Acanthosepion pharaonis is the source of this 576-nucleotide messenger RNA. Lineage: Eukaryota; Metazoa; Mollusca; Cephalopoda; Sepiida; Sepiidae. The record is from the annotation of a GenBank genome assembly.